GUGAAGAGACAUUUUACAUGGCCGUCUGGUAAAAUAUUCUCCAAUAUUGUUAUGAUAGCGUAAUUACGUUAAGAACAGUUUGUUUCUACGAAGUGUUUAACCUUGGUCUCCAAAAAAUUCAAUUGAAUUGAAUUGAAAGAUGGUCUUCUUCAGCAGCUGCCGAGUAUCUUCACCGAAAUUGUGUGGGAGUGUUAUAUUUGUUGCAAAGAAACAACAGCAAUGUGUCAUCACCAUUGCAAACCGCUGUAUAACCAGCAAAGCUAUGAGAGAAGGAUUGCCUCCUGUUAACAAACCUCCCCCAUUUCCAUAUAAGGAGAAACGAUAUAACUUUUUUCGUGCUUUGUUUGAUCCUACCACUAGCCGAUUAGAUGAAAAUUCCAAACUGAUUGUUGUUGAAGGUCCACCUUCAGCUGGGAAAGGUGUUCUGGCAAAAGAAUUGGCUGAUGAUUUGGGCAUGGCCUAUUUUCCAUCACCCACAGUAGCUGAAACCUACAUUAAUGAUUAUGGAUAUGAUUUACGACAAUUGGACGACCAAUUACCAGAGUCUUGUAAAAGCUAUGAUGAGAAUGAUUUUCUCAAGGAUCCACUGCGACUAAAUGGCUCCAAAGCUGCUCGUUUCCAGUUGACGAAGUUCGGCCUUCGUUACAAACGCUAUUUGGAAGCCCUUGCCCAUAUUUUGAAUACAGGGCAAGGAGUUGUCAUGGAUCGUUCUCCGUACAGUGAUUUGGUUUACAUCACUGCUAUGGCUGAAGUAGGCAUCGUCAGCAAAAAUGUGUACAACUAUUAUCAUAGUGUCAGAAACAAUGCACUAUUCGCCCUUUGGCGCCCUCAUUUGGUCAUCUAUCUAGACGUACCUGUUACCGAAACUAAACGCAAAAUUGAGGCGAGGAAUAGACCGUACGAAAAGGAUUCAAAAAUGGCCACUCCGGAAUACCUCCAGAGCUUGGUCGAUUCCUACAAAAAAGACUUCUUGAAGGAUAUAAGCACACAUGCCGAAGUUUUAGUUUACGAUUGGACGAAGCCAGCAGAUACGGAAAUCGUUGUUGAGGACAUUGAACGUGUAAAUUUCGACCAGUAUGGUAUAUAUGAUGCAAAGAUGAAGGACUGGAGGUGCUACGAUAAGUGGGACUGGAACAAUAAUCGUCAAGUUUUUACCCACUCUCAGAACUAUCUUCUCGCUCACCUGAACGUACCACCAGUUAACUGUCCUGAGGUUGCCAUUACUGGCACAGAUAACAAAAUCCGCGACGUUGUCAUGGAAGAGGCACCGGGCAACAAAUACGCCAAGGGAUUCAACGCCGAAAUGGGAGACAAGGGGUUGUUGUUUAAAUUGUCUUAAGUUGGAAAACCAAACUUCGUGACGGUGUGUAGGAAUCACCUUGUGGAUAAAUAGUUGAAAUAUAUAAACGAUGGAGUUAAAA
Messenger RNA from Daphnia carinata, 1421 nucleotides. It is a transcript of the gene ND-42, whose product is annotated as NADH dehydrogenase [ubiquinone] 1 alpha subcomplex subunit 10, mitochondrial-like. NCBI's taxonomy places the organism in Eukaryota, Metazoa, Arthropoda, Branchiopoda, Diplostraca, Daphniidae. The record is from RefSeq and is a predicted model, not a curated record. The transcript is spliced from 6 exons. Gene Ontology annotation, cellular component: cytoplasm. Gene Ontology annotation, biological process: mitochondrial electron transport, NADH to ubiquinone. The coding region runs from base 140 to 1339 and encodes 399 amino acids.